Mizuhopecten yessoensis (Yesso scallop) is the source of this 3329-nucleotide messenger RNA. RefSeq lists its product as uncharacterized. The transcript has 2 exons. NCBI's taxonomy places the organism in Eukaryota, Metazoa, Mollusca, Bivalvia, Pectinida, Pectinidae. Bases 119 to 2551 code for a protein of 810 amino acids. The record is from RefSeq and is a predicted model, not a curated record.
GAUAGCAAGUUCUGACACGGUUUAAAUAUGACCGCUUUAAAUUUGACACUAGAACAAGUCACACUACCACAGACAUUGAUCAAGAGAGGAACAUCCGUAUCGGAAAAAUGAAGGUAAGAUGUUGAAAUCAGUUGCAUUUGAAAACUUCGGAAAUUUCGUCGGCUACCAGAAGCUAGAAUUCGAAGAAGGAGCGAAUUUUAUCAUAGGCAGUAACGCUGUUGGAAAAGGAUUAAUUUUGGAUCUUAUCAGACGUUGUGUCUCUACAAAGGAAUACAUAUCUCAUUAUAGAAUCCAUGAUGAAGACAAACCUGCUUACAUCAUCAGUAAAUAUCUUGUUGAAGACAAACCUGAAUGUACAGAAACAAUAACAAAAUUAGGUGAAUUAUGUGGAGUCAAAGAGAUCAAGGGGAACUGUAAUGUUGUUGGCUGUAUCAUUAUACAAAAAGAAGAAAAAGAACGAAAACAGGAGGAAAAAGAACGAGAUGGCACAACGGAAAACGUCUACAAGGUAUAUAAAUUAGGCCAAGUGGAGAUCGGAGAAAACACACAUUCCUUUUUAAAUAUUUGGAAAUGUGAUCAGAAAUCCACUUUUGUAAAAACUCAAACAUUGGUAGACGUGAACAAAGCCUUCCAAAAGUUUCUGGGUUGCAUAAACGGUGACAGUCGCAAAAGAACAGAGGAACUUCAGAAACUAUUGAAGUUUUUCAAAGGACUUGAAACCACUCAUAAUAGUGAAGAAUAUGAACAUGCCCAUGAUAGCGAAUCAUCUGAAUUGUUACGAUCAAAAUGUUUGGGACUGUUUCAGGCAAUUUCCGACGUCUCUGUUUCGGUUUUCGCGAAGAGGUCCAUUGGACCAGUCCAGUGGGACAAGAGUGUCUUUGACAAGCCAGGCGAUGAAGACAAAGGGAACAACGAAACGAUAAGAGAGAAGCGAAGAAAAAAGAAACACGAUGAUGCAAACGAUAGGGCAGAGAUCCUUCAAGAGCUACUCCCUCCAGAAGAAACUGAAGAUCUGCAAACUGCAAAGAAUAUUUUCGCAACGUUGAUAUAUCCAUUUGAAUUUACAUUCAAAAAAGUCGUCAGAAAAAAAGACGAAACAGAUGAUAAAGAAAAAAAGUAUGAUAUCUACCUGCAAAACGGAAAGAAAAAUGCCCCCACACGUCUCGAGUUACUACGGGUUCCUGAAGGAAUUAUAGAAGCAAUGCACUUUUCCUUGAUUUUGGCCCAGAAGAAUUAUAAAACGAUCUGUUUGAAGGAACCGGACAAAGGCAUGCAUCCUCAAAUGAUAGAGAAGAUGAGGGAUCUUGUCUUGCGGUCUCAACACCGUAAAGGAAAGGUUUUGCUGCUGGUAUCUCACAACCCAGCCAUGAUUCAUCACUGGGCUAUCCACCGUACGUUUGUUUGUCGACAAAAGCGCGACAAAGAAGGAAACUCUGUUCACAGUGUAUUGAAAGUCAAAUCCGACGACAACAUGAGGGUGAGACUCAUUCAUGAAGAAUUGAAAAACACAAUGUUUGCGGCGUCCGUUUUAUUUGUCGAAGGGAUACACGACAAAUUGGUCAUGACUAUGGUAUUUGACCAAAUUCUUCAUCCUGACUUUUCCCUCGAAGAUUUCAAAUCAGUAAACGCUUAUAAAGAUAAAGGAAACGACAAUCUGGAAAGUUUAAGAAAAUUAGUUUCUGGACUUGCAGUUGUUAAUAUGGACGGGCAGACCUGUCGAAAAAACUUGACGGACAUGGCAAGAACAAUUGAACUUCCAUACAUUUUGUUGCUGGAUAUAGAUGUAGCCUACUCAUGCACGAGAUUGACAGAUAGAUGGAAGCAUGUAAAAACACUUUUGAAAGAUUUCGGUGGUGCGGACUACAAUGGAAAUAAUCAGAUAGAAGAAGUCAAACAAGAACUACAGAAAAACGUCAAGAAGACGAAGGAGGAAUAUCAUUCAGAAAUGAGGAGGAAAUUAAGAGACCAUAAUAUUGAAGAAGAUGAUAUUGAUAAAUGUAUUGAAGUAGUGGAUAAUUGUCGUCCAUACCAAACACCAAAGGGAAACAACAAUACACAAAUGUUCAGUGAGGCAGUUAGUUUGAUACAACAGUCUAAAAACGAUGUGGAGAAAAAAGUUGCACUAUGUGUCAAAGCCUUACUAGAUCCAAACAAGGACAAGUUUGAACAAAGGAAAAUACAAGAAAUGCUUGGUGUGAAGGAAUGGCCGGAAAAGGAAAAAGAAAUUUCACCUGCUGUUAUAAAAGAUGAGUUGUCAAAAGCCAGGAUUCACUGCUGGGAAAAAGGAAAUUUAGAGGAGGUCAUCUGCAAAGCUGUCUUGGUCAAUAAUUCUGCCGAGGAGUUAACGUUUCUAAGAAAUGUUUUCAACUUGGCAGCAGUGGAUAAAGAAAGGUAUGGGAAAAAAUUCUUGUCGCAUAUUGAAGAAGGUCGUUUGAAAGACUUAGUUUCUAAACAUCUCCUGAAGUGUGAAGAAAUGGAGAAGUUCCUGUUAUUUCUUUUACAGCAAGCAGAUAAAGAUUUUCCGCUGAAGGAUACAACGGCAAAAAUGUGAUGGCAGAUGACAUAUAACAAUCUGACGGAGCCUUUGGCCUUUUGCAACCAUUGGCAAUUAUGGCGAAUUAGAGAACAUUCUGAUACAAUUAACACAUAGAAAGGAAAAUAUGGACAACUUGACCUGUCGUAAUAUAAACAACAGCUGUUGAUCCCAUAAAUGGGUUCAAUCUCGGACAUUGGUCGGUCAAAUAUCCGGGUUUUGUUUGGUCUCUGAGUCGAGUGAAAUCCUUACAGAUUAUUUAAGAAUUCUACAUCAAGAAAAAUAUUCAUUUUGCGACUUUGCUGUUUUCUUACUUAAUUAACUAUUUGCAUACAUGCUAUAUUUGAUAUUUUAUGGGGACAGUGAGGAGGAAUUAUAAUUCCAGAAAUAUAUUCAAAGUGUCGUUUGUGCUCUGAAAGCCUAAUAAUAAUAAGUUAACAGUUGCUAUGCUGAUUUUGAUUUAACACAAUGUGGUAUCAGACGUGAUUACGUCAUUUCGUCCUAUGUGUAGCGAGUCAGGGCGGACGGUCUCUCGUGUUAUGUCUUAGAGACAGUUUUGAAGCAAUCAACCUCUUGACAGCAUAAUUCCGUUAUUUAAUUUUACAAUUAUAAUUGACAUAUUAUCGAUUGUUUUUCUAUAACGUCACGGAAGCACGGUAGUUUAGUGGUAGGACGCCGGGCUGGUGACCGAAGGGUUGCGGGUUGAGUCACGGCACAGCGAGAUAUUUUAUUCCGCUUGUUCCAGUCUACUCAGCUAUAAAUGGGUACGUGGUUGGGCAGUGCUAGAAUUGUUGAA